UAAAAAAUAAUGAAGUCUUGCAACCCUUCAUGAAAAGACAUACCUACAAUUUCUGACAGGAAAAGCCCAGAGGAAAAGGUCUUGUGGUUGUUUUUAUUUGAACUGAUAAAUUUGGUUGCAGCUAAGUUUGAGUUAAAGGAGCAAAUUAUUUAAAUUCUUUUAGUGAGCAGAACUGAGGAGAAAAACUGAACUAACUUGUUUCUGGAAAACAAAAUGAAUAAAAUCAACUGUUCUCCCCCGGAUAAGGACUUAUUUGAACAUAGAGUCCUGCCUGCUCUUUACAUCUCAGUAUUUGUUAUUGGAUUGGUCCUGAAUGUGUGGGGAAUGAAGUCUUUGUUGCACAACUGGAAGAAAUUUCAGCACAUUAACAUUUUUGUUCUUAACCUUGGACUAGCAGACAUUAUGUACCUGCUGACUCUCCCCUUUCUCAUCGUGUAUCGCCUUAAAGGAAACAAAUGGAUGUUUGGAGACAGAUUCUGCAAGGUAACAAGAUUCUGCUACAACCUGAAUCUAUACGGCAGCAUCGGGUUCCUCACCUGUAUAAGUGUCUACCGGUACCUGGCUGUUGUCCACCCAAUCAGAACGAGGGGGAGAUUAACUACAAUCCACUCUGUGGUCAUCUCAGCCAUAGUUUGGAUUCUGGAAACAAAUGGAUCUUUGGAGAUGGAUUCUGCAAGGUACCUGUCCAUCGUCCAUCCAAUGAGAACGUUGGGGAAAUUAACUACGACUCACUCUGUGGUCAUCUCAGCCAUAGUUUGGAUUCUGGUGAGUGUUCAAAGUCUUCCAGACAUGUUCUACCCAAAAACAUAUCCAAACGGAUCAAAAUGCUUUGACACCACCUCUAAUGAACAUAUUAAUAGUUACCUGGAUUACACCAUCGCAUGGACAAUCUUUGGAUUCUGCAUCCCUUUUGUCACCAUUGUAGGCUGCUAUGGACAUGUGACUGUUGUUAUCUGCCGUUCAAAUAUGAUGAAAAAAGACCAGAAACGACAAAUCUUAAAACUGAUGGCUCUACUGAUUCUUCUCUUCUCGCUUUGUUAUGCACCCUAUCAUAUUUUCAAGAACCUCAGCCUGUAUUCCAGAGUUCUGCGUAAGCAGGGAACAUGCCCACAAUGGGAUUCUGGAGUCUUUAUUGCGCGCCAGGUGAGCCGUGGUCUUGUGAGCUUGCACAAUGCUCUUAACCCACUGGUUUACCUGUGUCUACAUGAGGAAAUGGUUUCUCAGUUCAGGCAGCUGCUGAGGGGGGGGCACCAGAUUUUCAUUCGUCGUUUCAAGUCGAAAUCCAGCUCCGUGCCGGUACCACAGGCUGAGCAAGAAGUGGAAAUGAUUUAUGACAGCAAGUAGUGUUUUGUCAUGAGAUAAAUUGUAACAAAUAAUGUGAUGUCAAAAUGGUGAAAUCAAUUUCAAUAUGCAACCUCUUUUUAACCCAUUCAUUGUAAAAAAAUAUAAAGUUUUUGAAAGUUCAGAGAAUAAAAUACUUUUGCUGGUUUAUAGUUCAUUAAAAGGCUUUUCAUCCAAAAUGAUGACCGCAGUUCUUCCAACCUUCCACACCAUUUCUUCCUACUGACGAAGUGUAUC
Messenger RNA from Gambusia affinis (western mosquitofish), 1578 nucleotides. Its product is annotated as P2Y purinoceptor 1-like. Gene Ontology annotation, molecular function: neuropeptide receptor activity. Bases 214 to 1344 code for a protein of 376 amino acids. Gene Ontology annotation, biological process: G protein-coupled receptor signaling pathway. Gene Ontology annotation, cellular component: membrane. The transcript is spliced from 3 exons. Lineage: Eukaryota; Metazoa; Chordata; Actinopteri; Cyprinodontiformes; Poeciliidae. The record is from RefSeq and is a predicted model, not a curated record.